Caenorhabditis angaria is the source of this 986-nucleotide messenger RNA. NCBI's taxonomy places the organism in Eukaryota, Metazoa, Nematoda, Chromadorea, Rhabditida, Rhabditidae. The record is from the annotation of a GenBank genome assembly.
AUGUUCAAGUGCAGGUUGGUUGGUUUUAAUUAGAAAUUGCAUUUCUUACGAAUUUGUUUUCGAAAAAAAAGCAUGUGUAUAAUUAACAGAAAAAAAUUAUUUAUUAUUAAUUAAUAAUUCACCAAAAAUCUUCGAUAAUCCCAAUCCCUAAUAAAUGUGCGAAACAUAGUUUGAUGAUUUAUUAUUCAUAACACGUAUGAAACCCUUCAAAAAUGAAUCGUUCUUUGAAAUUUCUCACAGACAUGAAAAAUGAGAAAACGUGUCUGUUUUUGAUGAGAAGAGAGUUUGUUGAACUCUUGUCGCAUUCAAAAAAUCAACAUCGAGUUAGUAGUCGGAAAAUGACGCGAGGGAAUGUUUCCGGCAUGCACUUUUGGUGUUUCUUUUUGAAAAGAGAAUUGUUUAAAAGUGCAAGGGUUGUAAGUGAUCUAUCAAAAUCAGAUUUGAUUAUAGGUUGAGCAAAUGAAACACAAGGUGAAAAGAUAAUAAGAUUUUAUGCUAGAACUUUUUUUAAACCUUACCUAAUUUCAAAAUGUGUCUGGAAUUAGGUUAAUUUUAUAAUUUCAAUUAUGUGUUUUAACGUUUGCUCUAAAGAUUUGGAUACCAAAAUUGUUUUAUCCUCAUUCAAGGCUAAUUUUCAGAACAAUGAACGACCAGAUAUUGACUCAAAAGCAUGUUCUCAAUAUUCUCUACCAGAUGUUUCAACCACGGAUAACAAUUCACAAAAUUAUCAAUCACCUCAAAAAACCAACACGAAGCCUUUCAGGUUUGUUUGUAUCCUCAAUUUCUAGAAAACUAACCUCUCCAACAAAAAAAACCAAAAACAGAAAAUAGAAAAAUCAAUUCCAGUAACCGAUUUGAAUGCACAAUAUGAGAUUUCUUGUCAAUCGAACAUUCAACAAAAACCUCAACCACUUUCGAUGACAAAGGAAAAUGCUUCGUGUCGAGUUGCUGAUUGGAUCACAAAUUUGGAUAUCAAUAAGGAAUAA